CUUGGCCAGUAUUGUUUUUGGUCAUUGUCAAGUGCACAUGACGAGAUUUUUUUGGAAUAAAGGAUACGAUAAAUUUACAAAUAUGAAUUUCCUGAGGCUCACCUGUGCCUUACUGGUCCUGGUCUCAUUCUCCAUGGCCAGUCCAAUAUCCGACAAAGUCUCCGAAGACAAAGAAGUCAAAGCAACCAAAGCAGUAAAUUACCGUUUAACAAAAGACAUUUUUCCAGAAAAUUACAAAAUUGAACUAAUUCCGUACCUAGAAAAAGAAGGCGACCAUGAACAAUUUACAUUUGACGGCAAAUGUACAAUUUUGAUCCUACCACAAACUACUGUAAAGCAAAUCAUCCUCCAUAAAAGUGUGGAGAUGAAAAUUAAAGUGGGUGAAAUUAAACUUACUGAGGAAAAUAGUGAUGAACCACUAAAAAUUUUGGUUGAUCAAAUCAAAUAUGAUAAUGUCACUGAAUUCUAUACAAUUCCUUUGGAACAAGAACUUGAUAAAGCUAAGAAAUAUAAAAUUUCUUUUGUAUAUGUUGGUUUUAUGAAUGAUCAGAUGAGUGGAUUUUACAGAAGUUCUUACACCGAGGACGGGAAAACAAAAUGGAUUGCCACCACUCAAUUCCAGCCAACUCAUGCCCGAAAGGCUUUUCCAUGCUUCGACGAACCUCUUUUUAAGGCAACUUUCGACAUUUCUAUAAUUCGACCAAAACAUAUGGCAACUUUAGGAAACAUGAAACAUCUGAGGAAAGAUGAAGUGGUUGCAGACCAUCCUAAUCGACUGAAAGACACCUUCAAAACCACACUCAAAAUGUCAUCUUACAUUGUUGCAUUUGUUGUUUCGGAAUUCAAAAGUGUUUCCCAAAAACCUGAUCAGGAAUUUGAUGUUUGGGCCCGACCAAAUGCAUAUACCCAGGGUCAAUACAGUUACGAUAUUGGAAAACAAACUUUGGUUAAAUUAGAAGAGUUUACUGGCUAUAAAUAUCGUGACCAAGGAAUGGAAAAAAUGGACAUGGUAGCUCUUCCUGAUUUUUCUGCAGGCGCUAUGGAGAACUGGGGUCUUCUUACUUUCAGGGAAACUGCUCUCUUAUACGAUGAGAAUGUUUCUACAGAGAUUGCCAAACAAAGAAUUGCAACCGUUGUAGCCCACGAACAGGCUCACAUGUGGUUUGGUGACCUGGUAACCUGUGAUUGGUGGGAACACACCUGGUUAAAUGAAGGAUUUGCUAGAUAUUUGCAAUAUUAUGCUACCGAUAAGGCUUAUUCAAAAUGGAAUCUUAUGGAACAAAUUGUCGUAGAGCAACAACAAACUGUUUUUGGAAUGGAUUCUUUAACUACUUCAAAAGCAUUAUCCAGCCACGUCGACAGUUCUGCCAGUAUAAGUGCACAUUUUGAUAGCAUUUCUUAUAAUAAAGGAGCAUCUGUUAUUAGAAUGAUGGAACAUAUAGUAGGUACAGACAAUUUCCAAAAAGCAUUGAAAAAUUAUUUAAAAACAUAUGAAUUCAAAACUGUGGUGCCAGAAAAUUUGUUCAGCGAAAUUCAAAAAGAAGUUGCAGACAGAUCCUUGAAUAUUUCUAAAAUAAUGCACAAUUGGGUAUUCAAAAACGGUUAUCCUGUAAUAAAUGUGGAACAAGCAGCUGAUAAAUUAGUAGUACGCCAAAAACGUUUCCUACGUCACAAUGAAGAAAAUGCUGAACAAACUAAAUACUACAUUCCUCUGAGUUAUACAUCAAAAUCUGAAAAGAAAUUCAGCACAAAACCAAAAGCAUUCCUGGAUGACCAGUCAGAAAGUAUUCAAUUGGAUUUGCCAAACAAGGACUACGAAUGGGUCGUAUUCAAUAUCAAAGGAACAGGUUAUUAUCGCGUAAACUACGAUGAGCAAACCUGGAAAUUAUUGACUGAAGCACUUCGAGAAGACAACUUUGAUGGUAUUGAGACAUUGAGCAGAGCACAGCUCGUGGACGAUGCCUUAAGUUUAGCAAGAGCUGAAGAUCAAUAUUUAGAGUACGAAACGGCUUUGGAACUCAUCCAUUAUUUACAACAUGAGACCAGCUAUUUACCAUGGACAUCUGCUUUCCAAGGAUUUUCAUAUAUUUAUAAGAGACUUGCUGGACACGAUGGCAACAGACAUGAAAUUGAAACUUACAUGCAAAAUCUUAUGAAAUCCUUAUAUGAGCAUCUUGGAUUCCAAGAGAAACCUGAUGACGAUCCUGUUACCAAAUACAAUCGUGCCCAAGCAAUGGCCUGGGCCUGCAAAGUAGGAAAUGAAGAUUGUAUCAAAAAUGCUAAAGAAAUGUUUGCUGAAUUUAAAAAUGGCACAGCAGUUUCUCCAAAUUUGCGUCAGACUGUAUAUUGUACAGCUCUUCGACACGGAGAUGGUUCAGAUUAUGACUUUUUAAGAGACAAAUAUUCAACAGCAAAUGUUGCUGCAGAACAGGCCCUUAUUCUGGGAAUCCUUGGUUGCACUAAAGAUGAAACAAAACUUAACCAAUACCUAAAAGAAUCUAUAACAGACAACUCCGGAAUUAGGAAACAAGAUGCAACUUCUGUGUUUACAUCUGUUUACUCCGGUAAUCCGGAAAAUGUUCGUAUUGCUUUCGAUUUCUUGAAGAACAACUAUGAGGCAAUAGCAAAAUAUUACACUGCUAUGAAUGGUCUAAAUAAUGCAGUGUCUGGUCUUGCUUCAAGUUUGACUACAAAGGAAGAUGUUGAUGAGUUGGAGGAAUUUUUAAACAAACAUGCCACAGAAAUGGGCAUUCCAAGUGAAGUGACUGCAAAAGCAAUUCAACAAGCAAAAACUGAUCUUGACUGGAAUCAGAAAUACAGUACAGGAAUAAUGGAUUGGAUUAAAAGGACAAAUUCAUCACCAGCAAUUGUUUCCAGCUUAUUCCUUUGCUUAAUUGGUGGAGUAGUUACACUACUUCUGUAAAUAUAUAAGUGAAAAAUAUUCUCGAAACAAAAUGAUGUAGAAAGAGGUAAGGAUUUUAAGUAAAGCAUGAUUUAAACUAAGGAAUUAGAGUAUGGGCUUCCAAUGUGGAUUUAU
Molecule: messenger RNA, 3037 nt
Organism: Ctenocephalides felis (cat flea)
Lineage: Eukaryota; Metazoa; Arthropoda; Insecta; Siphonaptera; Pulicidae
Product: membrane alanyl aminopeptidase
Exons: 16
Coding region: 38-2923 (961 amino acids)
Biological process (GO): peptide catabolic process; proteolysis
Cellular component (GO): cytoplasm
Molecular function (GO): metalloaminopeptidase activity; zinc ion binding; peptide binding
Source: RefSeq, a predicted model, not a curated record